AUGGAUCCAACCGAUGCAAAAAGGAUUAAAUCAUUUAUUAGCGGGGCCGUCGUUAAUAUCACAGCCGGUGAACCAAAUGUAAACAUAGGUUCAAUUAGACGUGUUCUACGCAUGCUUUUUGAACUUUGUGUAAUAACGAAUCUGGAUAUGAGCUAUGUGCUCAGUCGUGUUACAUUAACUGGCGGAGGGAUGGGUAAUGUAGUUUAUGCGACAAUCGAAGAUGCUGUGAAUGCCAUUUACAGAUGUACUGACUUACGACAACAAAUUUUGGCUCAUCUAAAUCGGUAAAUGAAAAGAGAUUUAUCUCCAUUAUCACAAAUCGAAAGUACAAAUGAUUCAAUAAGUGAAUGUUCAAAAGUAACAGUUUCUCAACAACGAUUAUCCUUACCUUUAAUCAAAAAUGAAAUUCGUGAAUGUAAUGUUUGUUUAUUAGAUCAGCCAAUUAUUGAAUAUGAAGAACGUUAUAGUGAUCAAUGUGAACAUUCUCAACCUACAAUAUGUAAUACAUGUGUAUAUAAUAAUAUAAAAUUUCUUCUUGAAAAUUUAACUAAUAAUUAUAAUAAUAAUAAUAUACAUUGUCUUGAGCCUAAUUGUGAAAGUAUAUUUUAUUAUAAUUCUAUUCGUUCUAUUGUUUCUCUGAAAGAUAAUUUACAAUUAUUUGAACGAUAUGAUCGACAAAUAACACAUGAACAUCUUGAAAAAAUUCAAGAAUUUGUUUGGUGUGCAUCUAAUGAAUGUGGUUCAGGACAAUUACAUGAUAUGGGUAUACAGGCAAAUCCAAUGAUGACUUGUAUUAAAUGUAAAAAACGAACAUGUAUAUUUCAUCGUAUAAAAUGGCAUGUUACAAUGACAUGUCAACAAUAUGAUCGAUGGAAACGUUCAUCUACUGACUCUGAUACACUUACAUGGUUGAAAAAAAAUUCGAAAAAGUGUCCUAAAUGUCAUUCAUAUAUUGAGAAAAUUUCUGGAUGUGAUCAUAUGACAUGUAAAAAAUGUCAACAUGAAUUUUGUUGGGAAUGUUUUGCUGAUUAUAAAAAAAUUCAAAAAGAUGGUUUAAACAAUCAUAUGAAUAGUUGUAAUCAUUAUCGUCGUUCUAAUCAAUUGUAUACACCAGUUAAUACACAAAGAUCAUCAGCUUGUAAUAUUUCAUAA
Messenger RNA from Adineta steineri, 1152 nucleotides. NCBI's taxonomy places the organism in Eukaryota, Metazoa, Rotifera, Eurotatoria, Adinetida, Adinetidae. The record is from the annotation of a GenBank genome assembly.